AUGGCUAAAAUAGCGAGCGUUGAUUUCGAAGUCCUUGACGCUGCUGGCAAGAAUUAUUUGAGUUGGCAUGUGGACCUGAAGUUCCACUUACGUGCCCAGGGCUUAUUAGCCACAAUUUCAACUCCUGCUCCAUCGGCUCAGGUCACUGUUACGGGUAAUGCUGUAAAUAAUGCUGAGGUUGCUACUACAGUGAUCGUCUCUGAUAUAGAUAAGGCGAAAGCCAUUAUCUACAUCAGGAGACAUAUUGAUCGGACCCUGAAGGCCGAAUACCUGACUGUAGAGGACCCAAAGGAAUUGUGGACUGCACUUGAGGACCGAUACAAACAUCAGAAAGAUGUGAUCCUCCCACGUGCACGUUAUGAGUGGGAAAACCUCCGACUUCAGGACUUUAAGUCCGUAGCUGAGUAUAACUCAGCACUUCAUAAUAUCACCUCACGCCUGAAGUUGUGUGGUGAAGAAGUUUCGGAGGAACGCAUGUUGGAGAAGACUUACACAUCCUUCCACGAGAAGGAUGCAAUCCUCAUGCAAUAG
Molecule: messenger RNA, 531 nt
Organism: Asparagus officinalis (garden asparagus)
Lineage: Eukaryota; Viridiplantae; Streptophyta; Magnoliopsida; Asparagales; Asparagaceae
Exons: 1
Coding region: 1-531 (176 amino acids)
Source: RefSeq, a predicted model, not a curated record